Salvia miltiorrhiza (redroot sage) is the source of this 1656-nucleotide messenger RNA. RefSeq lists its product as uncharacterized. NCBI's taxonomy places the organism in Eukaryota, Viridiplantae, Streptophyta, Magnoliopsida, Lamiales, Lamiaceae. The transcript is spliced from 3 exons. Gene Ontology annotation, molecular function: zinc ion binding. The coding region runs from base 1 to 1656 and encodes 551 amino acids. The record is from RefSeq and is a predicted model, not a curated record.
AUGAGUGAGGGUAGAACUGCUGAUCCAAGGGGUAGUAACACUGAAGGAGAUGAGGGAAUGCUAUCUGAUUACAUUGUAUCUGAUGGAGAUGUGGUGUCUGAUUCCACAGAUGAGGAAGGAAGACCUAAGAGAUUGCCUAGAAUCAUGUAUGACCACCGCCAUGUAUUUGGAGGUGCCAAAGAGCAAUGUACUUUUGCUCUUAAAGUGCUUGUUGGUGAGCACACCUGCCUUUUUGACAUUCACAACAAGUUGGCAGAUUACAAGUGGUUAGCAAAGCAAUACAUUGAUGUGUUCAGAUUGAGGCCCUGCAUGCAGGUUCAGGAGAUGGCAUUGGAUGUGAACACUAGAUUCUCUAUACAACCCUCUUUGGGGAGACUGUAUAGGGCAAAAGCUCAUACUUUAGAGUUGUUAAGGGGGUCAGUUAAGAAACACUACAAUUCAUUGAGGUCUUAUAUGUCAGAGUUGAUGAGGGUGGAUAAAGAAGGGAGGUUUGAGCUUCUAUUAGGUGAUGAUUCAGUAUUUAGGGGGCUUUAUAUUGGCUUCAGUGCAUUAAGAAAGGGGUUCAUGGAAGGAUGUAGGAGAAUAAUUGGACUUGAUGGCUGUUUUCUGAAAACCUAUUUGGGUGGACAACUUUUAUGUGCUGUUUCUAAGGAUGGAAACAAUAAGAUGUUUCUAGUAGCCUGGGCUGUUGUAGAGGCAGAAAACGAAGAGUGUUGGAGCUGGUUUCUAAAACUCUUGCUUGAGGAGUUGGGUGUCACAGAUGGUCUAAGGAUCAGCUUCAUAUCUGAUCAACAGAAGGGACUACAAAAUGCAGUGGCAAGUCUUGCACCAUUUGCUGAACAUAAAAAUUGUGCAAGACAUGUCUACUGUAACUGGAAGAAAACACACAAAAGAGCAACACUAAAGAAUCUUUUUUGGAGAGCAGUUCGUGCAUCAUAUCAACAGGAGUUUGACUUAGCUAUGGAAGAGAUUAAAGCUGAGAGUCAAGCAACACACACAGAUUUUAUCAACAGGGAGUACCACAGGUUUUGUAGAUGCUUUAUCUCUACACAUUGUCUAUCUGAUAUGGUUGAUAAUAAUGUCUCUGAGACAUUUAAUGGCUAUAUAAUGAAAGCUGGGGCUAAGCACAUAAUCACCAUGUUAGAAGACAUUAGGGUUGCUUUAAGGGGGAGACAGUACAAAAAGCUGGGAUUGGUGACUGAUUGUAUUGAAAAAAUAUGCCCAAACAUUAGGAAAAAACUUGACAAACUGAGAUAUGAUGCCAGAAUGUACCGAGCUCAUCCUGGUUUAGGGGGCAAAUUUGAAGUAAGUUGUUAUGAUGAUAGGUUUGUGGUUCAGUUGGGUGAAAGGAGUUGUAGUCGUAGGCAGUGGGAUAUCAGUGGGAUACCUUGCAAGCAUGCCAUAACAACCUUGCAUUUUAUGAAGAAGGAACCCACAGAGUAUGUGCAUGAAUGCUACUCUGUGGAGAAAUACUUGAAGGCUUAUGCAGAUGGCUUAGAGCCUAUCAAUGGGGAAACAAUGUGGCCAAAGGGUGUUGGUUAUCCAGUGCAACCUCCAUUGAUCAGGGCUAUGCCAGGAAGGCCAAAAAAGAAGAGGAGAAGAGAUGUAGAUGAGAGGGAUCCAAACAACAACACAAGGCUGAUGGGAUUAGGAUGA